AUGGAGAGUAUUUCAAAUAAAAGUGAAUUUUGGCAAUUUAACGAAUCCUGGCAGAACCCAAGUCUCAUUAACGGGACCGGUUUAUUGAAUCAGACGAACCCUCUGAAGCGGAACGAAGAGGUGGCGAAGGUAGAGGUGACUGUGCUCGCUCUGGUGCUGUUUCUGGCGCUUGCGGGGAACCUGUGCGUCCUGCUGGCCAUCCACACCACCAAGCACAGCCAGUCCCGCAUGUACUACUUCAUGAAGCACUUGAGCAUCGCCGAUUUAGUUGUGGCGAUAUUUCAAGUUCUCCCUCAACUUAUCUGGGACAUUACAUUUCGGUUCUAUGGACCGGACAUUUUGUGCAGGUUGGUGAAAUACCUACAGGUCGUUGGGAUGUUCGCCUCCACUUACAUGUUAGUUUUGAUGUCCGUAGACAGGUGUUUGGCAAUUUGUCAGCCUCUUCGUUCUUUGCACAGGAUAAAAGACCGUUUUUAUGUCAUCUUUUCCUGGGUCCUGAGCCUGCUCUUCAGUAUCCCGCAGAUGUUUAUUUUCUCCCUGAUCGAGGUUGGCUCGCCCGGAUCAGGAGUGUAUGACUGCUGGGGCGACUUCGUGAAGCCUUGGGGAGCCAAAGCUUACAUCACAUGGAUCAGUCUCACUAUAUAUAUCAUUCCAGUGGCGAUACUGAGCAUUUGCUACGGGUUAAUAAGCUUCAAAAUAUGGCAAAACUUUAAACUGAAAACCAGGCGGGAGCAGUGUAUAAGCCUGACACCCAAAGCCUCCAAAUGCAAUACACUGACCCGCGUGAGCAGCGUUAAGCUCAUCUCCAAGGCAAAGAUAACCACAGUGAAAAUGACUUUUGUGAUCGUCUUGGCCUAUAUCGUCUGUUGGACCCCAUUUUUCUCUGUCCAAAUGUGGUCUGCGUGGGAUCCAGAAGCGCCCCGUGAGGCCAUGCCCUUCAUCAUCUCCAUGCUGCUGGCCAGCCUCAAUAGCUGCUGUAACCCCUGGAUCUAUAUGUGCUUCGCCGGGCAUCUGUUCCAGGAUCUUAGGCAGAAUUUUUUGUGCUGUUCCACUCGCUACCUCAAGUCAUCCCAGUGCCACUGUGAGCGUGACUUUGACUCCAGUCACAAGAGCAACUCCUCAACCUUUGCCAUUAAGAGCACUAGCAGUCAGAGGAGCAUCACACAGACUUCCACAACAUAA
Messenger RNA from Perca flavescens (yellow perch), 1182 nucleotides. It is a transcript of the gene oxtra, whose product is annotated as oxytocin receptor a. The coding region runs from base 1 to 1182 and encodes 393 amino acids. NCBI's taxonomy places the organism in Eukaryota, Metazoa, Chordata, Actinopteri, Perciformes, Percidae. Gene Ontology annotation, cellular component: plasma membrane. Gene Ontology annotation, molecular function: oxytocin receptor activity; peptide binding; vasopressin receptor activity. The transcript is spliced from 2 exons. The record is from RefSeq and is a predicted model, not a curated record. Gene Ontology annotation, biological process: cellular response to hormone stimulus; regulation of systemic arterial blood pressure by vasopressin; maternal process involved in parturition.